AUGGCAUCUCAAGACUCGCCACCAGCGGACGACAAGGACGUUCAGACGCGCGAGCAGGCGUCUCAAACGCCAGCCAUCGGGAAUGGCUCUACAGGCGUAGACACUAGUGCGCAAGCGCACGGGCAGUCACCUACAUCGUCUUCGGAAGCGGACAAGGAUGUUAACCCAAACCCUUCUAACACCGUUUCCACCUUCGUUUCACCAGCCGAACGCGAAACCGUGAAGCCUAGUGAAAAGGAGAAAGACAAGGACAAGGGUUCAUUAGCUACAUCCCAGACCCAUCCUAAUACAACUUCUACAAGCGCUACGUCUAGCACCGCUCGUCGAUUUUCUAGGAAGGUCAAACCUGCGUCAAAAACCACUAAAUCUUCAACUGCUUCGUCUAGCUCUGCACGCGAGAAGACUACUUCCAAUAAUCAUUCUAGAGACGAGAACAGGUCUGUCAGAGGUUCUCAGAAGAAGGAAUCAUUCAUCGUCAAACUCGUGCGCAAGCUUGUGCCAUGUGUUGCUCCCAGCGAUCGUACACAUGCGAUUGAAGUUGAUGUCGACGACGCCACGCAACACAAGGCCAUUGGCACUGCUAAUGGUGCCUCAGCGCCCGUAGUCGAUACCAGUGCGCCCACCGAAAAACAGGUUGAAGUCAAGGAACAGGAACGGGAAAAGCCAAAUCUUGUGGUAGAGGUAUCCCCUCCUGCAGCAGAAACCGACCCUGCAGAAAUCGAGGUUAUUGUGCCCCCUACGCCAACCAAGGCUCUCCUCCCAAUAUCUGAAACAGAGGGGAUGACCAGCGGAGCAGUCCAACCUCCAGGAUCGACUGGUGCAGACAUUCCCCCUCCCUCACUAUCAACUCCUGUAGAUGUAUUACAAACGCCAUCUGCAGGCACCACCCCACACGCUGGAGACACCUCGCAUACAGCAACCGAUUCAGAAGGGAGUUUCACUGACGAAGAGGGUCACGGAGAACCGGAAGAGCCCGAGGUAGAAGAAGGGGAACCGAUGGAGGAAGACGAUGAAGAUGCUCUGAUCCUUAAUGGAGGUGCAGGUAUUCCGAUAGGGCCUGAUGGCGAAUUGCGCCCGCUCCUGCCACCAAUAGCGCCUCACCACGUGGGGCGCAAGUGUCUCGUUCUCGACUUGGACGAGACCCUUGUACACAGCAGCUUUAAGUCCAUUCAACACGCGGAUUACGUUGUUCCUGUGGAAAUUGAAUACCAUUGGCACAAUGUGUACGUGAUCAAGCGCCCGGGGGUCGACAAUUUUCUGAAGAAGAUGGGCGAAAUUUACGAGGUGGUGGUCUUCACUGCUAGCUUAAGCAAGUAUGCAGACCCAGUCUUAGAUAAGCUGGACAUUCAUCAAGUAGUGUCGCAUCGACUAUUCAGAGAGAGUUGCUAUAAUCACAAGGGGAAUUACGUCAAGGAUCUCUCCCAAUUGGGCCGUCCUAUUGCAGAUACCAUCAUCCUGGACAACUCUCCAGCAUCAUACAUUUUUCACCCCAACAAUGCGGUCCCUGUCUCAUCGUGGUUCAAUGACCCACAUGACACAGAACUCACCGAUCUUUGUCCCUUCCUUUCGGACCUUGCCGAAGUGAGAGAUGUUCGGGGCGUCCUGGAUGGCGGUCUGUAG
Suillus bovinus is the source of this 1620-nucleotide messenger RNA. RefSeq names its product NIF-domain-containing protein. The coding region runs from base 1 to 1620 and encodes 539 amino acids. The transcript has 5 exons. The record is from RefSeq and is a predicted model, not a curated record. Gene Ontology annotation, cellular component: plasma membrane. NCBI's taxonomy places the organism in Eukaryota, Fungi, Basidiomycota, Agaricomycetes, Boletales, Suillaceae. Gene Ontology annotation, molecular function: phosphoprotein phosphatase activity.